Messenger RNA from Musca domestica (house fly), 1445 nucleotides. RefSeq names its product zinc finger protein 37 homolog. Gene Ontology annotation, biological process: regulation of transcription by RNA polymerase II. Gene Ontology annotation, molecular function: zinc ion binding; RNA polymerase II cis-regulatory region sequence-specific DNA binding; DNA-binding transcription factor activity, RNA polymerase II-specific. Gene Ontology annotation, cellular component: nucleus. The transcript is spliced from 5 exons. NCBI's taxonomy places the organism in Eukaryota, Metazoa, Arthropoda, Insecta, Diptera, Muscidae. The record is from RefSeq and is a predicted model, not a curated record. The coding region runs from base 91 to 1380 and encodes 429 amino acids.
UUUAAGAAGAAGCAUCGAGUUUUACUUUUUGUUUUGUUUUCGUCUUUCUAAACAUUAAGUUCCUUGUUCCUUGGUGGCUGGUCGGUCUAAAUGGAUGUUGUUGAACCUCUUCCUCCUGUUGGAGAUAAUCCACCAAAUACCCCUAAUCAAUGCAGUGCAACAGAAGAUGAUACAUCCAACCCCAAUUCUCGUGAUCCAACAGCCAACGAUUUCUCAAUAUUAGCCUGUCGAAUUUGUUUGCAAAUUCAGGAAGAAAAUGCGGCAAGUCCUUGUCCAAUGUUUCCAAUCUUUCAGCAACCAGAUGAUAAGGCUGAUGGUGAGCUGUCCAUCUGUGAUAGAAUUCAAAAUUGUACCGGAAUAAAGAUCCAAAAACAUCAUAAGUUACCAUCCUUAAUAUGCAAAAAUUGCCUUACCUUUUUAAAUAUUGCCAAUAAGUUUGCAUCAAUUUGUCGAAAUUCUCAAAAAUAUCUUGAAGAAUAUGUGCUGGAAAUAAUGACGGAUGAUGUGGAGGUGGACUCUAGUGGAUUUGAAGAAUGUAAUCACAUAUCCGAAGAGCAACAAGAGCCUACAAGCCAGUCUAAAGAAAAUUCCAUUUCUGUGGAAGAAAUGCAGAAAUCAAUUUCUGGCCAAAUUCUGACGAAGUGUCAUAAAGAAUACGAACAGCUGGGUGCAAAUUCCAAGACCUCCGCAUUGGAAGCUUAUUCAAAGAAUACAAUACCACACGAAUCUCAAAAUUCAGUCCCUGAGAACAUGGAAAUCGAUACUGCCAGAAAUGUGCCUGCUAAAAUUCUUGCCAUAUCUUCGGAUGGCACUGCUGUUAUAGAGCAGAAAAUGAAGAGUCAUAAUGGACAAAACUUGAAGAAGUCUCAUGUCUGUGAAAUAUGUGGAAAUGCUUACGGUCGUCGCUAUGAAUUGCAAGCUCACAUUCGUCGACAUCACGAUGUAAAAGCAUUUGAAUGCGAGAUAUGUGGACAAGCUUUCCAUAGUAAUUUUGAAUUGUCACGACAUAUACGUAAGCAUACCGGCCUGCGACCAUAUGAAUGCAAAUAUUGUAAGCGUACUUUUGGCGACAAUUCAACGCUAACGAAACAUGAAAGAAUCCAUCGCAAUGAGCGUCCGUAUACAUGUAAGACAUGUGGUAAAAACUUUACUUACUCCAGCGUCCUUAAAGUUCAUCAGCUAACGCAUACCGGAGAAAAACCUUACAACUGUGAACUGUGUGGUAGACGUUUCUCUCGCUCCCAUCAUUUAAGAGCCCAUUUGGAAACGUUAUUUCAUUCGAAUGAUCCAAAAUCAAAAAUAUUGAUACAACGUAUAAAACGGAUCGAAGGUGACGCCCAUAUUGAUGGAUCCCUGGCUUCCAUAAAUGAAUCAGUUUAAAAGAAAAUAUUUUCGUCUGGCUGUGAUAAUUAUUAUUAAAUAAAAUUGUUUUUAGAUUUUAUUUA